AUGCAAGAAGGUAAGGUUAUUGCUUAUGCUUCUAGGAAAUUGCGUGUCCAUGAGAAGAAUUAUCCAACCCAUGACUUGGAGUUGGCAGUGAUAAGUUGUGUUCUGAAGUUGUGCCGAUAUUACUUAUAUGGCGAGAGAUUUGAGUUUUUCACUAAUCACAAGAGUCUCAAGUAUCUAUUUUCCCAGAAGGAUUUGAAUAUGAGACAACGUCGAUGGAUGGAGCUCAUCAAUGAUUACACCUUCGGCUUACAAUAUCACCCUAGUACGGCGAAUGUUGUAGCUGAUGCCUUAAGCAGAAAACCAAGGGGUUUGUUAUCUUUCAUGAUGGAGGAAGAGUGGAAGAUGUUAGAGACAGUCGAUGAGUUUAUCUUAGACGUCAAGAAUCCUUCUACUUCUCAAGCAUUUUUGGGAAAUCUUAUGGUACAACCUGCACUUAUUAUUCGUAUUGUUCAGGCUCAAUCCAAGGAUGAUUGGUGUUCGAAACUACUUAGAUCUGGAGACUUAAGUGAAGAUUUUGAUGUAGGUAUGGAUGGUGGUGUUCGGCUUCGAGGUCGGUUAUGUGUACCAUGGACGCUCGGUUUAGAGGUGAGGUAUUUUAUGGAGCUCAUCGCAGUCGCUACACUAUCCAUCCCGGAGCUACAAAAAUGUAUAAGGAUUUGCGUAGACAGUUUUGGUGGAAAAGUAUGA
This is a messenger RNA of Papaver somniferum (opium poppy), 687 nucleotides long. RefSeq lists its product as uncharacterized. Bases 1 to 687 code for a protein of 228 amino acids. Lineage: Eukaryota; Viridiplantae; Streptophyta; Magnoliopsida; Ranunculales; Papaveraceae. The record is from RefSeq and is a predicted model, not a curated record. The transcript has a single exon.